This is a messenger RNA of Fomitiporia mediterranea MF3/22, 2331 nucleotides long. RefSeq lists its product as uncharacterized. The coding region runs from base 1 to 2331 and encodes 776 amino acids. The transcript is spliced from 8 exons. NCBI's taxonomy places the organism in Eukaryota, Fungi, Basidiomycota, Agaricomycetes, Hymenochaetales, Hymenochaetaceae. The record is from RefSeq and is a predicted model, not a curated record.
AUGACCUCCACCUCCACAGGUGCUGACGUGGCCUUGACAGUGAUCAGUGUCUCCAACAUAAAAUGGGAUUCAACUCGUCCACCAAAUCUAUAUGUCCAGAUCAAGUUCCUCAACGAUAAGAGGUGGACCAAGACUUGUAAAGAAAAUAUUGCACCGAAAUGGAAUGAAGGCUUUUUAUUCAAACGAUCUUUCGUGGACCAAAGGAUAGCAUUCGCCAUUCAGAUCAAGCAUGACUCAUCAUAUAGAAAAGAAUGUGUAGGCAAAAUUGAAAUAGAGCUCGAUGAGUUAUUAAAGAGAUGUUCCAAUGGCAAGGAAACGGAGCUCUACCUCAAUGCGCCCCAUGGUUUAUCGUCUACGAAAACUGCCGCCCUUCGUGUACGCUUAGAGGCCCUUGACGCGAUGGCAAGUGCUAGACGUAGAGUUGAUGCAGCAGAGCAAGCGAUCCAAAGGGGUGGCUUCGCAACCUCAGCACACGCUACCGAUUCGAUUGCAGUUGGAGUAGCUGAUGCUACCACUGACCAUUUUGCAAAGCAUGCCGAUCUAUACGAGUCCGUGGGAAGCCUCGUCUCGACGCUAGAUGUGUUCGUUCGUGUUGUGGACAAAUUAUCACAAAUGUCAGAUUCGCCCAUGUGCCAAGGACUCAGGCAUCAGUUUGAGGUUGACAAAAAGGUUGUCGAACUUGUGCACGCCAUGAUAGACGCAUUCGACUUUGUCGAAAAAAAUGACAUUCUUCACGACAGGACAGACAGGCUCCAGACGACAGUUAUUCAGCUCUUGAAGCAGACUGAAGAGUUUUGCCUCUUCAUUCAAGAGUACACAAGUCGCAAUAUAUUAAGACGAGUGUUCAUGCAAAAAGCAGAAGGGACGAUCGAUAAAUUUCUCAAAGCAUUUCAAGCGUCCAAGUCCUCGAUAGACUCUGGAAUCCUUGUCCAAGUUGGUUUCGUUUCUUCGAGGAUCUCUUUCAACGUCGAUGCCUUGACCUCAAAGGUCAAUGAAUUGUCUUCUAAGUUCGAUAUCUCAUUCCUGGACCGACUUCAACCGGAGAGGAUGAGCGCAUUUGAUCGACCACAGUGCCUUCCCGGAACGCGCAGAAACAUUAUGGAUGAGAUUGUUGAAUGGGUGUCAUCGGGUUCAAAUCAGAACGUGUUCUGGUUGGAUGGCGUUGCGAGAUCUGGCAAGAGCACAAUUAGCACGACGAUUGCGGAACACUUUAGUGCUAUAUCUCGCCUUGGGGCUCAUCUUUUCUUCCAACGAGGAAAGAGUGAGCCCAGUGCGGUCAUUCGCACACUCGCUUACAAGCUCGCCUUAUUCGAUUCUUCGAUUGCCGAACACGUCAUUGAGGCCAUUGUGCAGGAUAGUGAUAUUGCACUAGCUUCUGGAACGACUCAGUCCGAGAAACUCAUUAAAAUUCCUCUUGAUCGGGUCGGGGAGGCUCUGCAGGGACCAGUCACCGUCAUUGUCCUCGACGCAUUGGAUGAGUGUGGAACAGACAGCGGCCGAAGGCGCUUGCUCGAACUGUUCCGAGAAGGACUUCCUACUCUUCCCGAGAACUUCCGAUUCCUUAUUACAAGUAGAAAGGAGCUGGACAUCGAUCAAGCACUAUCUUCUCAGCCCGAGUCCGUUUGUGCCGUUGAAUUGGAACACGAUUCAGUAAUGUGCAAGAUCGACGUUCUCCGAUAUAUUGAUUACGAGAUGCGCAAGGUAUUUACGAAAAGUAAAUUGGAGACAGUGCACGAUUGGCAAUUGAAGAUGGAACGUCUUGGAGACGCAGCAGGUGGACUUUUCAUCUGGGCAUCGACAGCGGUCAAGCUGGUGGAUCGCGACUUUCCUGCUCGGAGACUAAACCACCUCGUAUCCAAGUCGCAAUUACUCUCCGCUCUCGACACCUUGUACCGUACUGUCCUCGAAACCUCGGGCAUUUCAUUCGAUGACGAAGAAUCCAGGUCCCACUUUUCCCAGGUCCUUGGUCUUAUCCUUCUUUGUAAAGUUCCAUUAUCUGACGACGCAAUUGACGGGAUACUUGGAUAUUCGGACGAAGAUUCUUCACGUCUUGUCCUUUCGCGAUUGCGAUCUGUGCUUGCGUACACUUCAGGAGAACCUAUCCGAUUUUGCCAUACGUCCUUCCGCGACUACUUGUUGGCUCCAGGGCGCGAACGUGACGACUGGUUCAUCAAUCUCGAGUUUCAGAAGACUUUAGUCGCCACGCAAUGCUUCAGUGUCAUGAAGAAUGGACUCCGCUUCAACAUCUGUAAUCAGGAGUCGUCAUACAUCCUUAACGAUCAGAUCCCUGACCUUCCGGAUCGCAUCAAGGAAAAUAUUCCUCCCACUUAG